CGGAGUCCUGACGAGGGGAUAGCGCUGUACAUACACCGCUGGUACCCGGCCAUUCAGAGAGAGAGCGACAAGGCGGGCGAAUAGAGAAUAAUCAGCAUCUUAUCCAUUGCAAUCCCUUGAGUAGCGAAACAUCAGGCGGCCCCUGAGCCAGACAGUUCCGUGCCCACGUUCCCCAAGAUGAAGGAGUCGGAGUGUAACGGCACCUCCUCCCCCGGGGAGCACCCUGUGCCUCUCGCUCUGUAUCGUCCCGGAGACUCCGCACCUUCCCCGGGCUGUGGCCCCCGGUGCCGCCGGUUCCUCCGGGGGAAUGUGCUGGUGCUGCUGACUGUGAUGGGGGUGAUUUUAGGCGCAGGGCUGGGGAUGGCAGUGAGGCCGCUGAAUUUGUCCAAAGCUCAUAUCGCCUCUUUCUCCUUCCCGGGGGAACUGCUGCUUCGCCUGCUCAAGAUGAUCAUCCUGCCGCUGGUGGUCUGUAGCCUGGUGUCCGGGGCCGCUUCUCUCCAGCCUUCUGCCCUGGGCAAGCUCGGGGGAUGGGCCAUGCUCUUCUUCCUCAUCACCACGCUGCUCGCUUCAAGCCUGGGAGUCUGCCUGGCGCUGCUCAUUCGGCCAGGGGUGGGAGCCCUGGUGGAGUCCGGACAAGGAGAUGGAGUACCUGAGGGCAAGGACGUGGUCGACUCGUUCCUGGAUCUGAUCCGAAAUAUUUUCCCAUCAAACUUGGUGUCUGCUGCUUUUCAGUCGUAUGCCACGAGCUACAAACUUGAACAUGUAAAUUCCAGUGUACUUGGAGACAUGAACAGCACAUGGGUUAAGGUUCCCUAUGGGCAAGAGGUAGAAGGCAUGAAUAUAUUGGGCUUGGUGGUGUUUGCCAUUGUUUUUGGAAUUGCACUUAGGAAGUUGGGCCCUGAAGGAGAAAUUCUUAUUCGUUUCUUCAACUCCUUCAAUGAGGCUACCAUGGUUCUGGUGACAUGGAUCAUGUGGUAUGCUCCACUUGGUAUUAUGUUCCUUGUGGCAGGCAAGAUUGUGGAGAUGGAAGAUGUUGUCCAGCUUUUCACCAGUUUGGGGAAGUACAUAUCUUGCUGCAUUGUUGGCCAUAUCAUACACGGUCUGCUGGUACUCCCGCUCAUUUAUUUUGCCUUUACUCGGAAGAACCCAUACCGCUUCCUUUGGGGUAUUGUGAGUGCACUGGCAACAGCAUUUGGGACCUCCUCCAGUUCCGCCACACUUCCACUGAUGAUGAAAUGUGUAGAGGAAAAGAAUGGUGUUUCCAAACAGAUCAGUCGGUUCAUCCUUCCAAUAGGAGCCACGGUGAAUAUGGAUGGUGCUGCUCUUUUUCAAUGUGUAGCGGCCGUAUUUAUUGCCCAACUUAACAACGUCUCCCUUGACUUCAUCCAAGUCAUUACAAUUCUUGUGACAGCCACAGCUUCCAGUGUGGGAGCAGCUGGUAUCCCUGCCGGGGGAGUCCUGACUCUUGCUAUAAUUUUAGAAGCUGUGGGGCUUCCAACAAAUGACAUUUCGCUUAUCCUGGCUGUGGAUUGGUUGGUUGACCGCACAUGCACUGUACUAAAUGUGGAAGGUGAUGCCUUUGGUGCAGGGCUGCUGCAGGUAUACAGCGACCGAACAUCUUCAAGUAACGAUGGGGCAGAACUAUCAGCAGUGCAAGUUGAAAUUCCUGGAGACCAUCCUGAAGGUGACCCACUCCUACAAAAGCACACACAAUUAAAAAGCGAUGGUGCAAGUGCUCUGGAAAAGGAGUCUACAAUGUGAGGAACUACUGGCUGCUGAAUGAGCAAAGUUGGGAUUAUUGUCAAUUCAGAACACGAGGACUCAUCUGAUUCUGGGCCUGGACGAACUGUACAGCUCAAGGGCUUUUAUUUUUAUAUAUAUAUUUUUUUAACUUAUGUUCACUGUUAGCAGGGCAGUUAGGUUCUCUCAUUGAAUCAGGUCAGUCCUUUUUUUAUUUUAAGUCUUAGAGCAAGCUUCACUAGCAGAAAAGAUGUACAUACUCAUGUGUUUACAAUGUGGUGUAUAUUGAUGCUUUCCACUUCACUCCAGAAUGGGCUUUAACUGAGCUCAGUGAGCCCUGUGGUCAACCUACAGGAGUGAUCAGCAGCACUAAAUGUAAAAAUGUGUUUGUGAACAUUAUUUUUUUUCUAUUGGGUUCAGCAAAAAUCUGUAUUUCAGUGUGUUUAGUCCCAAUCUGUUUAUUUGUGUUGACAUUUUGUGGAAUGUAUUAAAAGAUAGCACAUUACCUGCAAUUUAUGGGAAAAAGCACAUGGGUACGUACCCCAAGGAACCGACUAGGGCUUAGGGACAUAUUUACCCUAAACCUGAAGGUAUAAGACAUUCAACACAUCAAUUCCAUUAAAGGGGUUGUGUACUUUAAUAUUAGAAUUUUAGUGUGGUGUAAGCCAGUGGUUUCCAGAUUUUUUUUUUUUUUUUAGUUUUAAGCCCCCAUUUUGAGGUCUACAGUUUGUUUUGUGCCCCCCUGUACCUCUUAAUAUUAAGCAUUGCUAUAUCAUCCAUUCAGGCAACAUUCCAGUGAUUUCUGGCACAAUAUAUUAAUAUUCACUGCCCAAAAUCCUAAUGACCUCCAAGCAUAGCUUCCAGGAGAGAAACAUGGGGCUAGGCCCUCCGUUUUGAAACCACUGGUGUUAGAAUAGAAUGCUAAGAAUUUCCACCUAACCUUUAAUUAUUUAUUUAAGUUUUUAAUUUUUUGAAUUAUCUACAAUUUGUUCUGCAAAUUUGAUUGCUAGAGCUUAAUUACCCUAGCAACACAGCAGCAUCUUGAAAGUCAGAAUGGGAAUGAAUAGUAGGGGCCUAAAAAGCAAUCCAGAGAAACCUACAUUUUACAUCCCCUGAUUUUAAGUUUUCCCUAAUUUUACACUAAUUGUCGUGGUCCCACCAAUAUAUGAUGCAUAAUGAAAUUUCCUGAUUUUGCCUUUCCUUAGAUUUUUUUCAUCAUUUCUUUUUCUGGCCCCAUGAAAUAUGUAUAAUUAGGGUUUCUGGAGUUAGUACAGACAACCAGAUAACAUUUUCAGUUGCAGCCACGGAAAGGCAGAAUAGGAAGAUAAAUAAGUCAAAAUCUGUACAAAAUAUGAAGGUGAAAUGAAAAGUUGCUUAAAUAUGUCAUAGAUGGACUUUCAUAGAGUAAGUUAAAGGUAAAAUUUCCCUCGAGAGAGGAUAUUCCUGAAGGGUUGCUUAUGUGAGGUCAAAUUCCUCAUACCCUGUUACACACAAUGCUGCAGGGAGCUGUGUCUUUAUAUGCAGCCCUAAUGUAUAUGUAUGUAUGGUAUAUGUAUAUAUGUCUGUGUGUAUUGUUACUUUGUGGGAUGGUCAUACCUGAGUUUAUUACAAAGUGUUUACGUAUUUGGACCAAACAAGAGCAUAAUUGAAUAAUUGCAACAUUGUGUACAUAAGUCUUUUUUAAAUACUUUUACGCAACUUCUUUGCAAUGGAAACACUUGCCAUGCGAUGAAUUUGUGUAUUAAAACAUAAAUCUGUCAUUUUCCCUUAAAGUAGUACAUGGGAUAAGUACUAUACACUACAGCACACAAACCAAACAAGGCUGCCCGUGUACACGAGUGUGCAUGCACUAAUAGACCCCAAAGAUGAAGUAAUAAAAAAAAUUGUAAAUCUU
Messenger RNA from Xenopus laevis (African clawed frog), 3634 nucleotides. RefSeq names its product solute carrier family 1 member 5 S homeolog (gene slc1a5.S). Gene Ontology annotation, molecular function: symporter activity; L-aspartate transmembrane transporter activity; neutral L-amino acid transmembrane transporter activity. Gene Ontology annotation, biological process: neutral amino acid transport; L-aspartate import across plasma membrane; L-glutamate transmembrane transport. The record is from RefSeq and is marked provisional. Gene Ontology annotation, cellular component: plasma membrane; apical plasma membrane; melanosome. NCBI's taxonomy places the organism in Eukaryota, Metazoa, Chordata, Amphibia, Anura, Pipidae.